This is a messenger RNA of Ziziphus jujuba (common jujube), 651 nucleotides long. RefSeq lists its product as uncharacterized. Lineage: Eukaryota; Viridiplantae; Streptophyta; Magnoliopsida; Rosales; Rhamnaceae. Bases 109 to 561 code for a protein of 150 amino acids. The transcript is spliced from 3 exons. Gene Ontology annotation, biological process: positive regulation of cell population proliferation. The record is from RefSeq and is a predicted model, not a curated record. Gene Ontology annotation, cellular component: nucleus.
UGGAUUGUCCCACUUCCAUUUACACGGUGAGAGAGGGUGUGAGCGAGAGAAGGGAAGAGAAAGAGAGAGAGAGAGAGAGAGAGGGAAGGGACUAGCAACAGGGACGCCAUGAACUCGCCUACCAAUUCUCAGCAAACGAUUUCUGAUGAUGAUGAAAUUGACUACACUGUGAAACCUGAGUUUUAUGAUCCUGAUCUCGAUGAUAAAGAUGAGUUAUGGGUUAAUAAACGAAGGAAUGGUCCUAUCUCUGAUGCGGUGCUUAGCUGUCCAGCUUGUUUUACAACCCUAUGCUUGGAGUGUCAAAGGCACGAAAAAUAUGUGACCCAAUACAGAGCAAUUUUUGUUGUUAAUUGCAAGGUUGGAAAUGAACGACCUAACCAUCAAAGCAUUCCGAGACCUAAAAGGGGAAAGAAAAGGAAAGUUUCAGGCGAGAGUGAAGUAAAUGCUGCAGGUGGUGAAAAACUAAAGCAAGUUUGCUGCUUAACUUGCUCAACAGAGGUUGGAGUAAUUGAUGAAGAUGAAGUUUAUCAUUUCUUCAAUGUUCUUCCAAGUGAGUCUUGACCUGCUAAGUUUUCAUUAACCAUGCAUUGUAUGGAAUUUUAUAGUUAGAUUAUAACUCCAGUUAAUACAUAAUCGCGAAAAUUAUGCUGU